Anopheles cruzii is the source of this 2978-nucleotide messenger RNA. It is a transcript of the gene moody, whose product is annotated as G-protein coupled receptor moody. NCBI's taxonomy places the organism in Eukaryota, Metazoa, Arthropoda, Insecta, Diptera, Culicidae. The transcript is spliced from 10 exons. Gene Ontology annotation, molecular function: G protein-coupled receptor activity. The record is from RefSeq and is a predicted model, not a curated record. Gene Ontology annotation, cellular component: membrane. Gene Ontology annotation, biological process: G protein-coupled receptor signaling pathway. Bases 362 to 1756 code for a protein of 464 amino acids.
GUGCCGACCCGAAGACCUCGCGACCGUGCGAAAAAGGCGGUUUCUGGCGAGGGGAAGAUAAAUUCGGCCCCUAACCUAACAGCGCUGUGCGUUAUGCCACCCAGGUACUGGAAAGAAAGGCAAGAACCUUCCGUGUAUGUGGCACAAUAUUAAGGAACGGGUGUGUGUAACGAAAGCCGCAUAAUACCGACACGGUUCUGGUGAAGGCAUUGUCGUUAAUUGCUUCCCGAACACUGAGUGACAGUGUUUCUUGGAGAAUUUAAGACGAUCCAGGAUAAAGAGAUAAGACAUUAGGAGUAGGAGUCCAGAAACUGACCAAAGACUUCAGAGUCUAACGCUCGCCCCCAUCAUCACCGCCAGCAUGACUGAAACGAUCAAUAGGACGCUACCGAGUUUCGGGUUCGACGAUGGCCACUGGAACAGCAACGGCUCUUCCGGUUCCGACGGGUUCACGUCCUCGUCGGACGAAACGGACAGUAACUUUCCGGACGAAACUAGCAGGUUCUCCCGGGCAUUACUCACGUUCGCAGCGACAGCCACCAUACUCAUCAUGAUAACGGGGAUCGCCGGAAAUCUGCUCACCAUUCUGGCGCUUCUCAAGUGUCCCAAGGUGCGGAACGUAGCGGCUGCCUUUAUCAUCAGCUUGUGCGUCGCGGACUGUUUGUUCUGUCUGGUGGUGCUGCCGUUCAACGCGAUACGGUUCAUCCAGGGCACCUGGAGCCUCGGCGAGACACUCUGCACAUUGGUAACGUUUAUGCAGUAUGGCAGCGUAGGGGUUUCACUGCUGUGCAUCACGAUGAUCACCAUCAAUCGCUACAUCAUGAUAGCGCACUACAACAUCUACUCCAAGGUGUACAAAACAACCUGGAUCAUGGUGAUGAUCUCCGUCUGUUGGCUGUUUUCCUAUGGCUUCCAGAUUCCAACGUUACUCGGUGUCUGGGGUAAAUUCGGCUACAACCACCAGCUCGGCACGUGCUCCAUCCUGCCGGACGACGAAGGACGCAGCAGCAAAACGGCAAUGUUUAUCAUCGCCUUUCUCAUUCCGUGCAUCAUCAUCGUGAUAUGCUACAGCCGCAUCUUCUGGGUCGUUCAUAAAUCCGAGAAGCGGAUGAAGAACCAUUCCAAAUCGCAGUGCAACAUUCCGAACAAUCUCCGAUCGGCUGAUCCGGCCGCCCCACUGUCGGCCGGCUCCGGAGGAAGUUCCAGCUCGGCCAACAACAACUCGAUCAGCUACACGGCCGGUUCGUCGGCGGUGAAGGUGGGCGGCACACGGGGCGCUCCGGGCGGGACGACGACGGCCAGCGACAAUCGGGACGCCAAAGCGAAGCGCAACGAAUGGCGCAUCACGAAGAUGGUUCUGGCGAUCUUUCUGUCAUUCGUCAUGUGCUAUCUGCCGAUAACGAUAUCGAAAAUCGUCGAUAAGAACGUAUCGAUACCGGUGCUUCACAUCAUCGGCUACAUUAUGCUGUAUCUGUCCGCUUGCAUCAACCCCAUCAUCUACGUCAUCAUGAACAAGCAGUACCGGCAGGCGUACAAAACCGUGCUCUUCUGCAGGACUCCCCGGCUGCUGGCGUUCACGCACGGUGGCAGCAGUGUCGGAGAGAAAUGGAAAGACAUAGGGUACAGCUACAACCACAGUCGUACCAUGGUGUCCCAAGUUUCAAUAGUCGAGUCGGAGUCGCCGGACCUCCCAGCUUCCCGGCAGCGCCAAGAUUCGCCGCACCCACAGCAUUUGGUCGCCAUUCAAGAUAGUUAGAAGCGCUGAAGAAGAGAGAGAGGAAGGGAAGCGCAACAUGACCACGUUUUCACCACGGACUGAAAAGUAUCUAUUUGUUCCCUAGCAGACUAGCGGCCAUCAAGAAAGAAAGAAGGUACCAAAAACAAACGCCAAAGCGCGGACCAUCAACACAAUGCUGACGAUUGUUGGGUCGACGACGAUUGGAUACGAUCGCAAACUCCUCAUCAUCUCUACAGGUGGCCAUACAACAAUACACACGCAUCACGACAAUGUCGCGUUCUCUAGCGAUAUUCGACACUAGAGUUAUGUUUUUUUUUUAUCUAAGACUCACAUUUAAGGACCCCAAAACGAUGCCAAAACAGAGGUGAAAGCUAUCGGCGAUAAGCGAGCGAUAGUCAGCGGCGAUGGUCGUAAACUGAAGGAUUAGGAAUUAAAUCCAAAGAAUUUCCAAAAGGACAUAAUACACACGACCACCGUGUGUUCCGUGACCUUUUUUCCGUUCGUGGGUAGGACUAAGUUAUUCAUUUUAAGUUCUUUCAAUCCUACCUGCAUCCUACCGAUACGCGAAAUGUACAUAUGAAUUACAACAAUUCCGUAAAUAAAGACCGAAUGUAAUACUGUAAUGCUACUUUUCGAAAAUUGACUAAAGUACAAAGGCAAACGACACACACUUGUUGCAAGAGUUUAUACCAUCAUCAUACGUUAUGGUUGAAUUUAUUUAUUUUUCAAGCGUUUACAUUCCUGCUCAUUUGUAUUACUGCAUACGGUGACUAGCGUGUCUGACGAGACCAGAGCACAACUAGCGUUAGCGGCGCAGCUCAGCGUCGCAGCGUCGAAGCGUUGUAAAAAAUAUAAUGGCCGAUUCUUUAAAGUAGCGUUCAAGAUUCUUAGAACAAUUGUAAUAGCUAAACGGUAAAACUGUACACGGUACCUAUUACCACAAGACACUUACUCUUUUUGUCUCGCUCUCUCUGUCCCUCUAUAUAUAAUUUUAGUUUCUUGCAAUAAGAAGCCACAAAACUCUUAUUAUUUAAUUUAACUCGCUUCGCUCCAUCUGGUACCACAACAUAAUUCUGACUCCGUUUUUAAUUUUGUUUUGUAGUGGAGCGUGUAGGUGCCCAAAAUGCAAACCGCAACCUUCCGCAAAGACAAGAAUACGUACGCAGGCUGCAUCCCAGAACAAAGGAAAUGACAUUUAAAAAAACUCUGGAAAAACCUAACAAAAUAAACGAAACCUUCU